Messenger RNA from Physcomitrium patens, 1026 nucleotides. RefSeq lists its product as uncharacterized. NCBI's taxonomy places the organism in Eukaryota, Viridiplantae, Streptophyta, Bryopsida, Funariales, Funariaceae. Gene Ontology annotation, molecular function: GTP binding. The record is from RefSeq and is a predicted model, not a curated record.
AUGCGUGGUGAUUGCAUGGUGACUGCUAUAGAAUGGCAUUGUCAUAGAUGCUUAUCUAUCAUCUAUGAUGAUUUUAAUGGUUAUUACUACUGUGAGUGCGGAUCAGCUCCAUCGGACUCGUACUCGUUCAAAUGUAAUAACAGGUUCCACGGAGACGAGUUUGUCAUGUCUAGCAAAUGCCUGGACAAUCACGAGGUACCUCGGGAGCAUGUUAGCCCCAAUGUCAACAUACUUCUAUUGGGACCAACUGGUGUUGGUAAGUCGACCUUCAUCAAUGCUCUUGCUAACUAUCUGACUUUUGACACACUCGAUGAGGUGCUUGAUAACAAAUUGGCAAGCCUAAUAUACUCCAAAAUAUCCAUAACCACUGACGAUUACGAUGAGAGAGAGGUUAUAGUUGGAGACGAUGAUGCAAACGAGGGUAGUAAUGACAGAAUAACGGGUCAAUCGUGUACGCAAAACUGUAAGUCUUACCCAUUUCCAAUAGAAGAUGGAGGAAUACUAAGGAUAAUAGAUACUCCUGGAAUAGGAGAUACCAGAGGGGUUGAUGAAGAUAAGGCAAACAUGAAAGACGUCCUUACCUACAUCUUGUCAUACGACGCAAUCAAUGCUAUUUGUAUUCUGCUCAAGCCAGAUGAAGCAAGAUUGACACCAUCUCUCAAAUAUUGUAUCAUGGAGCUCUUUGUACAGUUGGAUAAAGAUGCUGCUAAGAACAUAGUAUUAUGUUUUACGAACACCAAGGGUACGAUGUAUCGUCCUAGAGCAACCAAACGGCUUCUCUAUGCACUACUCUCAGAGAUAAGCACUGAGAUGGGAGAAGCUACUACUAUCAAGCUGACCAGAGACACAAUGUACUGCUUUGAUAGCGAGUCAUUCAUAUUCUUAGUUUGUUCUCAGGAUGGGAUUAGCUUUCAUGAGCAGGAUUCGUAUAGAGGCAAUUGGAAGCAAUUAGUCGACGAGUCUGGAAGACUGAUAGCUUAUAUUGCUUCUCUCGAACCUCAUCCUACUGAGAAGAUUCCAGUCUAA